Messenger RNA from Manduca sexta (tobacco hornworm), 1278 nucleotides. RefSeq names its product ceramide synthase-like. Gene Ontology annotation, cellular component: membrane; endoplasmic reticulum. Gene Ontology annotation, biological process: lipid homeostasis. The record is from RefSeq and is a predicted model, not a curated record. The transcript has 6 exons. Bases 196 to 1278 code for a protein of 360 amino acids. NCBI's taxonomy places the organism in Eukaryota, Metazoa, Arthropoda, Insecta, Lepidoptera, Sphingidae.
UACAAGUUCGACAGCAUAAAAGUUUUUAAUCUAUGGAUCGCCGUGUAAAUAGAAAAGAAUCGCGAAAAGUUCAUCGAGUGACGAAAAAUUAUAAUUAUUAUUUAUUUCUUUACAAUUUUGUCGAGUUUUGAGUGGUAAUACACGAUGUUUUAUUAAUUUUUCAUAAAUAACACUGUGAUAUUGCUGCUGUGUACAAUGGACGCAACUUUUACGAAGCCGCAACACCUUAGGCCGGCGGUGUGGGCCCUGAGCGCUGUGAACGCGGGCGCUCUCCUCGCCGCCGCGAACCUCGUCAUCUGGCUCAACCCUGAGGACAAGAUCUCGAUAAAGCGCGGCAGCGGUCUCACCGCUCUCGGUCUGGUGUACUUCAUGAGCUUGUUCGAGCUGCUGAACGUGUGCGCGCUGUUCACCGGCGCGGGCGCACGCUUCCGCCGCAAGUACCGGCUCAGCGCCGGCGACGUGCUCGACAUCACUAACAAGUUGGUGUCGGCGGUGCAGGCGGCGCUGUCGGUGCUGACGGGCGCGGUGGUGUGCGCGUGGUCGUGCACGCGGGACUUCAUGCGCUCCUCCCACUACAUGUCCGAGGCCUACGCGUGGUUCGGCGCCGCCUACUUCUUCUACGACAUAUGGUCUAUGUACAUGGUACACGUCCAAAUGAUAGCCAAUCCAGACGCUAAAAAAGACAAGACCCAUCAAACAGAGAAACCAGAAAAACCGGAGAAGGUGGAGAAGCAGAUCUGUAAGAAUGGCGAGGGGCUGCUCUCGUCAGGGGACGGGCAGGUCACAGAGGGUCCAGGCGAGGCGCGGGUGGGUUCAGGAGUCACGAAGCCAACGUUCGCGCAAUACUGCAGGCACGAGCCUGUUAUAUUGAUGCACCAUCUGUUUAUAGGCGGGUUCGGGUUCCUAGUUAUUGUGUACUUCCGUGGUUCGUUCGGAGACUGCACAUUCGGGUUUGUGUAUCUGAUGGAGCUGUCGACGCCGUUCGUGUCGGCGCGCGGCAUCCUCUCGCGGCUGCGGCUGAAGGCGUCGCGCGCCUACCUGCUCAACGGCCUGCUCAUGCUCGCCACGUUCUUUGUGUGCCGCGUGGCCAGUCUGCCCUACGUGUGCCUCAUGUACAGCCGCGAGCUCGGCCUGCCUUACUUCGAGGUACUGUAUUUACAUACCUGCUCAACGGCCUGCUCAUGCUCGCCACGUUCUUUGUGUGCCGCGUGGCCAGUCUGCCCUACGUGUGCCUCAUGUACAGCCGCGAGCUCGGCCUGCCUUACUUCGGUACUGUAG